UGCUGUCAGUUGAUCGCGCACCGCGCUGCUAAUACGAAGUGAGCGGCUACGGGGAACAGGAUAAAGUUAUAUUCAAUGUUAAACAGUUUUGAGAUUAAUCGCGGAUUAAUUUAUUCAUGAGAUGGAAAAAUUAUGGUUUCGGAUUUACUUGGCCGAUGGUAUAUUUUUUGGGGAUGAAAAAUAUUUUUUUAUAUUUUAAGGAUACACGAGUCAAAAUCGAUAUAGCUACCGGUUUGCAGUUAAUAUUUUUAUUUGGGAAUUCUUUUUAAGAAUACCAAACCGCACCGAGUAAGAUUGUUUGGGAGAUUCGUAUGGUUAAUCCUGAAGGAAGAGGAAGAAACGGGAGAGUUUCUAUUUGUACGACACGGCGGGACUUCACGGCAGUGUGUAAUUGUUCGCCGACGUGAAAGGAGAAAAACGGGAAAGGGACGAUGGGACUUGCAAAAAUACUGCGGCAAUUACGUCGGACGGAGCCUUAGUGUCGACGUGUGUGAAGUUAGCCGUGAUCGAGAGUUCAGUCUCAUCCGUCGCGUCAUAUUUGGAUAGGCAUUUGCCUGCUUGAUUCCUUUAGGAAAAUGUCGAACGGAUCUCACGUUCAUGGCUGUCAGUUAUCAGGGCUGUAGACUCGAUGGGACAGACUCACUAUGGAUGACCUAUCUCCAUUACGUCGAUCAACGUGACGUUGGAGGAUACGAUCUGGAUAAGGUUAACCGUGUGGAGAUGUUCCUGUCAUAAGUGUUGAAAAAAUUUGUCAACAUGGGUUGGCUCACUCAGUGUGUCUGUGGCUCGAGGCGUAAGGGUUCUGAUACUGAUCUUGGUGGGGUCGAGACGGAAGUUGGCAAGUCCAAAAAAUUUGGAAAAAAAAGGACUGAUAAGAAUGUUAGGAAAAAAGGUUCUGCUGGGAGUAAGAAGGGUCUGCCUGGUGAAGAGACGUGUAAGGUGGAUGUCAGUGCGGAAGAUGAUAAAGAGGUAGCGAAGAUCAAGGAAUCGGAUGACUCCAGUGGGAAGCCUGUGCAUGAUAAUGGAAACUGUCACGAUAAGGCGACAGAGAACGUUUCUGAGAAUUACAACGUGGAUGCUGUGGGUGACGAGGCAAGAUCGUUGACGGCGGAUCAAUCUCGGGAUUUGGAACCCAAGGUGUCUAGGGAAAUGCAUGGAUCUUUGAUUUUGGGAAAAUCUUACGAUGUUUUGCCACAGUUGCAAGUGAAAGAGGAGACGAAAAAUUUGAAAAUAAAUGAAAAUUUGUCUGAUAGUGGGGGUAAUUGUGGGAACGAUUGUUCGAGUCGAAAGAAUGAUCUAAGGAAAAAUAAAUCUGGACUGAAACAGCCUGUAGUGGGGAAAACACCGAUUUUCGUGAAAAAGGAUUUUCGCGAGAACGUAAAUUCUUGCAGUUUUGAAAUUCCGAUUUUCGAUGAUUCCAAAAAAGUAGAAAAUAAAAAGUAUCGAAACGAGACUUCCUUGAUACCGAGGGGUCCAACGUUCUCUCGAGGGAUCAAGGAUGCUGCGGAGGAGCCCAAAGAUGUACAGGAUGACGAAGACGGCCGGGUUCACUUGGCCAUCAUUUCUGGUGUCAAUUGGGAACAGCGGAGCAUAACUGUAGAAUGGUUCGAAAGAGGAGAGACCAAAGGGAAGGAGGUGGAAAUCGAUGCAAUUCUAGCCUUGAAUCCGGAAUUAGUCCCAAAAACAAUGGGACCACCACCGCCGCCGACAAUGAACAACCAUAUGUUAGCUACCAAAGCCAGGGACUCUUCCGGUGAGGAGGACGAGGGCCUUGACGAGUUGGAGAACCAGGAUGAGGGCUCUCUUGGGCGUCACGGCGGCCACACCGUUAGGAAUGGCCUCACCUCUGCAACGCUUCCUGUACGAGUCACAUCUCGUCUUUCGCACUCGACCAGGCCGUCUAUUCCAGUAAAAGCGGGCUCGAACCGGCAAAUAUCACGGCAAGCAGGUCGAUCGACGAAUGUCAUGCCAUCCGUGACUUCGUCGAAUGGCCAUGGUGAUUCUGUCUCGGGUCUUACAGGACGUCGCGAAGUGGAGAACAUUCCACCAACGUUGGCAGCGCCGACGCUGACGCCUGUAACUGCCACCCCGCUGAGUAAGCAGAAGCAGCUGCAGCAGCAGCAGCAACUGCAAUUGCAGCAGCAGCAGCAGCAGCAGCAGCAGAUGGCUGCGACGCAGGCUCAGGUGGAGAACGGAAGAGGUAGGAGAUCGAACGUCGUGAAGGAAGUGGAGCGGCUGAAGAAGAACCGCGAAGAGAGAAGACAGCGGCAGGCAGAGUUGAAGGAGGAGAAGGAGGCGCUUAUGAAUUUGGAUCCUGGCAAUCCGAAUUGGGAGUUCCUUGCUAUGAUCAGGGAGUAUCAAAACAGCAUAGACUUCAGGCCGUUGUGCGAAUCGGAUACUGUGGAUGAUCAUCAGAUAACUGUUUGCGUGCGGAAGCGUCCUCUUAACAAGAAGGAAUUGACACGUAAGGAGGUUGACGUGAUAAGUAUACCAAGUAAGGACCAAGUGGUCGUCCAUGAGCCAAAGGCCAAGGUCGACCUAACGAAAUACCUGGAGAACCAACUGUUCAGAUUUGACUAUGCCUUUGACGAUACAUGCACCAACGAGAUAGUCUAUAAAUACACGGCCAAGCCGCUCGUUCAAACUAUCUUCGAAGGCGGUAUGGCCACGUGCUUUGCCUAUGGACAGACCGGAAGUGGAAAGACUCAUACGAUGGGCGGCGACUUCAACGGUAAGACCCAGGACUGCAAGAAGGGCAUUUACGCCAUGGUAGCCAAGGACGUCUUCAAGUGUCACAAAUCCGCCAAGUUUCGGCCGCUCAAUCUCGUCAUCUCCGCCAGCUUCUUUGAGAUCUACUCCGGCAAGGUAUUUGACCUCCUAGCGGACAAGGAGAAGCUCAGGGUCUUGGAAGAUGGCAAGCAGCAGGUUCAAAUAGUGGGUUUGACUGAGAAGGUCGUUGAAACUAGCGACGAAGUUCUCAAACUUAUUCAGCACGGCAACAGUGCCAGGACCAGUGGGCAGACCAGUGCGAAUUCGAAUUCCUCCAGGUCGCAUGCCGUAUUUCAAAUAAUAGCACGGACACCAGGAACGCACAAAGUUCAUGGUAAAUUCUCCCUCAUCGAUCUUGCUGGUAACGAGAGAGGUGCAGAUACAUCGUCCGCCAAUAGACAGACACGAAUGGAAGGCGCGGAGAUCAACAAAUCUCUCCUGGCGUUGAAGGAGUGCAUCCGUGCGUUAGGUCGCAAGGGUACGCAUCUGCCGUUCAGAGCCAGUAAACUCACUCAAGUGCUUAGGGAUAGUUUUAUUGGUGAAAAAUCAAAAACCUGCAUGAUCGCCAUGAUUAGUCCGGGUAUGAGCUCCUGUGAACACUCUUUAAAUACUCUGCGGUACGCGGAUCGAGUGAAGGAAUUAGCUGCGACAGAUCCGACCGAGCAGAAGAAUUUGCAGACCGACGAUGACGUAGGAUUGAAGAUCGAAGAUCAAUCAAACGACAGUGUUCUGUCGGACAGCGAUUUGGCACAGCUGAGGUCUCUUAAUGAGGGUGAACUUUCGCAAGAUCUGUACACGUUUCACGAAGCGGUCUCCGCGCUACAACUGUUGGAGGAAGAGGUUUUGGACAAACACAAAGUAGUGAUGGAUAACACGACCAAGUUCCUCAAUGACGCCCAUAGCGUUUUCAGUGCGACACACGAGGUGGACUACGAUCAGGAAGAUUUGAGACGGAAAAGAACAAAGUUUGAGUCACCCUACCUGAGGCGGUUCUCGUUGCAUAGGCGUCUCAAAGAGCGAAAGCAAUUUUCCGACGCUUACAUCCAAAAGUGGCAGCAACUUCUGGUCCAGCAACGCGACGUACUAAACGACGCCCUCGGUCAGACCGUUCAAUUCCGGGAUCAGCUUCUCCAGGAAGAGCAGAUCAGCCAGAAGAUGACGCGCACGCGAAACUCACGAUACAACUAAGGAUAAACUAAACGAAAACACCCUACGAUCGAUCUACUAAUAUCACUACCGAAUCGCCUAUUAUAAUUCCUCUUCUACCUCGGAUUGUAAUUGUAAAAGCUGUAAUUUAUACCGUAAGCGGGUACAGUCACACCCAACAACAUCCAAAAUUACAUGUCACACGUGCACGCACACACUACUCGUCUAGCGUAGAGGUAUGAAUUUAUUGACUAGAUUUUAAUCGUGCGUGGUACGCAUUUUUGGACUAAGAAUCGAUUCGCCAAUCACUUGACGGUCCAGUGUUUGAUUUUUUUAUUUAAUUGAUACGUAUAUUUGAUUCUGGGUAAGUGAAUCAGGGAUUUAGCUACCGAAAAACAAAAAUUUAUUCUCGACCCAACCUGCGUAUGCGAUAUUAGUAGCGUUCUUCUUGUUGAAUAAUAAUAAUAAUAAUAAUAAUAUUUUUGCAAAUUAUUGAUUGAUAUCUUUUCGUGUGACGAUUGUGUUCGAUAGGUGAUUAUGAUUCAGGUAGAAUUGGAUGAUUGUACGGUGACUUUAGGAAUUCCCCAUGCGAAUCAUCCUCGGUGAUACUGUCAGUAGCUGUGAGAAAUCGCUGGUAAUGUCCGUAUAUAGUUCUUUUAUUGUCUCUUAUUACUAUUACUUUUUGUUUUUUUUAUAAAAUUGAUUAGACAUUUUUAUCAGGAACCGUAUUCGUCCGAAAUUCGUAAACGUUUUCUCUCUUUGUUUAUUAUUAUCUCUUUCUUAUUUGAUCGAUGCCGUGUAGUAUAAUUAUCGAGUCGUAAUGUAUUAUUCGCGUUUCUAAUGAAAAAUUUUAUUCGCUUCAAGCAGACGAAAUGGUUCUCGCUCGAAAAAAGGAAGGGUUUAUCAUGUAUUUAAUAUUUCUAAUAAUACAAUAAAAAUCGCAAGAAUGUUCUGUUCUCUUAUUCUGGUUCUUCUCUGUUUUUUUUUGUUUGCGUUUUUUUUUGCUAAAGAAAACUAAACGAGACGCAGGACGUUUGCUGAGCUGAAGUUGGUCUAACUACGUAAUAAAUACCGUGUUAUCCUUACAGCUUUUAGCUAUUAUACAUUAUGUCAAAAAGAAAUAUUAGAGGCGAUUGCGAGAACGAUAGAAACAAUGAGAGAGAGAGAGAGAGAGAGUGAGAAAUUAUGUUGUGUAUAUGGUAUGUAUGUAUGAUAGAAGUUAAUACGAAGAAAGUAUAGAGUGAAGAAAUUAACGUUGUGAAUAUGAGAAGAGAGGAUAUAGGACUAGAAACACAUUUUUUUAAAUCCUGCAUAUUAAACCUUUACAUGUAUAGUGAGCGAGACACUCGUAUUAAACCAAAUAACGACUGAUUUCAAAAGUAACAUGUUAGCGGUAAGAAGACACUUUACAGCGGGACACGCCAAUGGUCCAAGUAUUUUAGUUUUACGUAGCAUUAUUAAUAUUGUCAUUCACUCUUUAUUAUUAUUUGUCGCCUCUUCUUUUUCUUCCUUUUACUUUUCAUUCUUCGCUUGUAUCUGGUUCUCUGUCAAUCUUGUUACUGGUUUCUUCUUUUCUUUUCCACCUCGUUCCUCAUUCUUUUCUUUACAUAACUAUUAAAAGCACGUGACUAAAAUAUUAUCAAGCUUUCGAGAGAUACUCUGUGUUUCCUUCGUCGUCAAGAGUCCUUUCACAUAUGCUCCCCUCGAACGUCCCAUCAACUGUUAAUAUAACUUUCAACAAUACCGUUCAUAUAAUAUAGUCAUUGUGUCUGAAAGUUUAGACCAAUAGAUUUAAAGUUCGGUGGGACGCGUGCUUCCGUAUUAGGAUUCUCAAGGGGAAUUUACGUAGCAGAUGAUUCUCGAUGAUUUUUUUCUGCUUUAAUAGAUGCGCCACCGGGUAUGGCGCCAAUGACGUUUAUUAAUUGAUAAUAACGUAGUUCGAUAAUAGGUAAAUUAUUAAAAUGAUAUCAAACGCGUUGUGUUGCCUAGAUUUGAUAAUACUGAAAUAUAAACGACUUUGCGUUCCCUUGAAAAUCCAAGAUAAUCUUCAGGGAGUUCCGAGGAUUUGGAAAAUGUUCUCUGGGACUUGUGCCGGGUGGAGCUUUUAUAUUGGAUUUAUUAUAAUGAAGACGAAAAGCAAAAAAAGAUUGUGCUUGUGUGUUCGUAUAACCGUUUUUUUUUUCUCCAUAUUUUUCUCUUAUCUGAAAAAAAAGUUUUAUCUUAUAUUUUCUAACGAGCUUGCGGCACGCGAAUGAGAUUAUACAAUUUAAUGCGAUGCUGCAAUAGAUGCUGCAGGGCCUUCGUUAUACUGAUUCUUAUUGACGGCCCCUAAUUUACACGAUGCGUCGCAUCGUCGCGAGAUUUUUGCUGAAGCACAAGACAAUAGGCGUUCGAAUGAUGGAACUUCCGAAUUGUACCGAAACUGCCCGAAGAGUACCGAAGCUUUGUAGAGUGUAUGAAAAUAAAAAUUGAACACAAAUUUUUCGCUAACUUGGCAGAACGAAUAUUGAUUGAGGGAAUAUUUAUUGUACGAGGAAGAUUGAUGGAGAUUACGAAGAUGAAUGUUGAUAAAACGUAUUAAUUUUUUUAUAUGCGAAUAAUUUAUGAUAUCAAAAGUAUAUAAAAUAACUGCAACGGAUUGUCAGGAGAAUUAGAAUUGAUAACUGAUAAUUAACAGCCGCCGUUACAUGGUAUGCAAUAUAUGGUAAACCUCCUAAUCAAUUUCAGCGAUUUUUGUCUUGCAUUAAAAGAAUAUUCCCUGCUAUUAUUGAUUGACGUGCACGGAUACACACUGUGGGUAUAUAUAUUAUGUCUUAUGGAGGUGACACGUUGUUGCUUUAUGAAUGAAAUAAAUAAUUUAAAAACUAA
Molecule: messenger RNA, 6783 nt
Organism: Cephus cinctus (wheat stem sawfly)
Lineage: Eukaryota; Metazoa; Arthropoda; Insecta; Hymenoptera; Cephidae
Gene: Klp10A
Product: kinesin-like protein KIF2A
Exons: 13
Coding region: 757-3957 (1066 amino acids)
Biological process (GO): microtubule-based movement
Molecular function (GO): ATP binding; microtubule binding; microtubule motor activity
Source: RefSeq, a predicted model, not a curated record